Molecule: messenger RNA, 4171 nt
Organism: Phyllopteryx taeniolatus (common seadragon)
Lineage: Eukaryota; Metazoa; Chordata; Actinopteri; Syngnathiformes; Syngnathidae
Product: serine/threonine-protein kinase 4-like
Exons: 11
Coding region: 336-1781 (481 amino acids)
Biological process (GO): protein tetramerization; regulation of MAPK cascade; protein phosphorylation
Cellular component (GO): cytoplasm
Molecular function (GO): protein serine/threonine kinase activity; ATP binding
Source: RefSeq, a predicted model, not a curated record
UCCUCUUCGUUCUUCUUCGUUCUUCCUGGUUCUCCGCUUCAAAGUGUCCCGGCACUCCGCUCAACAAGUCCAAAGUUGUCCGGACGCGGGAGCGGGAUGGACGCGGUGACGGGGAGCCCUUCUCCGAGAACAACUCCGGCGCCUCGCCUGAAAAUGUGACGAGCGAGACGCCAGCUUGAUUUUGUUUUCUCUUCCACGAGCGGUUGUAAGCGGCUGCGGGCUAACUGUUAGCCACCUAGCGCGCUAGCUGUUAGACACCGAGCGCCCGGUAGCUGCCGGACACUUAGGCCGUGUGAACGUCUUCGACCGCUGGGCGGCGGAACGGAGCGCCGAGCAUGGAGAACAAGGACAAAGUUCAGAUGCGGAACCAUCCACGCAGGCAUAUGAAGAAGCUGAGCGAGGACAGCCUGACCAAGCAGCCCGAGGAAGUGUUCGACGUGCUGGAGAAGUUGGGGGAAGGGUCGUACGGCUGCGUGUUCAAGGCUCACUACCGAGAGACGGGCGAGAUCGUGGCCAUCAAGCAGGUUCCCGUCGAGUCGGACCUGCAGGAGAUCAUCAAGGAGAUCUCCAUCAUGCAGCAGUGCAACAGCCCACAUGUGGUGCGUUACUACGGCAGCUACUUCAAGAACAGCGACCUGUGGAUUGUCAUGGAAUACUGCGGCGCGGGGUCCGUGUCCGACAUCAUACGCAUACGCAGCAAGACGCUGACUGAGGAGGAGAUCGCCAGCAUCCUUCAGUCGACGCUGAAGGGUCUGGAGUAUCUUCACUUCAUGCGGAAAAUCCACCGGGACAUCAAGGCGGGCAACAUCCUGCUCAACACGGAGGGUCAGGCCAAGCUGGCCGACUUCGGCGUCGCCGGUCAGCUGACGGACACCAUGGCCAAGAGGAACACGGUGAUCGGGACGCCCUUCUGGAUGGCGCCCGAGGUGAUCCAGGAGAUCGGCUACAACUGCGUUGCCGACAUCUGGUCGCUGGGCAUCACCGCCAUCGAGAUGGCCGAGGGGAAGCCGCCCUAUGCCGACAUCCACCCCAUGAGGGCCAUCUUCAUGAUCCCCACCAACCCUCCGCCGACGUUCCGCAACCCGGACGUUUGGUCGCCGCACUUCCGGGACUUUGUGAGCCAAUGCCUGGUGAAGAACCCGGAGAACAGGGCCACCGCCACGCAACUGCUGCAGCACGCUUUCAUCAAGGCGGCCAAGCCCGGCAGCAUCCUGAGAGCGCUCAUCAGCGACGCCAUGGACAUUAAAGCCAAGCGGCGAGAGGCGGCGGCGGCGCACGCGGAGCACGACGACGACGACAACGACGACGACAAUUCCGAAGAGGACGAGGUGGACCAGGGCACCAUGGUGAGGGCGGCGCCGGGCGACUCUGCCACCGUGCGUGCCGCCGGCGCCGCGGGCCGACGAGACGGCGACGAGGAGGCGGGGACCUUGCGCUCGCAGCUGGGAACCAUGGUCAUCAACUCGGACGACGACGCGGGCACCAUGAAAAGGACGGACGAGAGCUCGCCGCCAUCCAAACCGUCGUUCCUGGAAUACUUCGAGCAGAAGGAGAAGGAGGCCGGCAGUCAAAAUGGAGGAGGAGAGGAGCGCAAAGUGCUGGCUGAAGGAGAUCUGGAGCUGGUCAGUUCGUGGUCGGUGGAAGAUCUGCGCGUGCGUCUGGCCGCGCUGGACCCGCAGAUGGAACAAGAAAUGGAGGAAAUCCGACAGCGCUACCAAGCCAAGAGGAAACCCAUCCUGGACGCCAUCGAGGCCAAGAAGAGACGACAGCACAACUUGUGAAGCGAGGCGCUCCCCGCCGACUCCACCGGUGACACUUUGAUACCUUUUAUACUCGGCCACACACACGUGACAUGGGCGGGGUGGAAAAUAUGAAAUUGUGGACACAACAUAGACGUAACUUGGUAGAAAUAAUGUGCGCGUGCACAAAAUACAAAUUGAUGAUAUGAUGAUCGUUCCUGGACCGCUGAGUAAGCAAAAGGAGUGCACCUUCUCUAAAAACAGGCAGCUAGACUUGGGCAAAGGUGCGCUCCAUUUGCUUACCCAGACGGCCAAAACAGAAAUUUGGGUCUGAAGCACACAUUACACCCGUUUUGUGACCACCGAUUAUUGUGUUUUGCAGCCACAAAUUGGUAUUUUGUGCGAACGUUAUACCUCAUUUGUGGCGGCAGCUUAGUAUUUUGCGGCGAUAUCAUAUUUUAUGUUAUCAUAAUAUACAGGUGCAUCUCAAUACAUUGGAAUUGAAAAUGUGAUUAUAUAGAUUCACGACACAGAGUACACUGUUUUAGUUAUGAUUUUGAUGAUGCGUCGCGGAACGGAAAGCCGCGUCGGACGCUCCCCAAGAAAUUCGAAUGUUACCUAAGAUUUGAAUCUUGUCAAAAAGGGUUUUCUUGUGUCGAAUGAAUCUGAAUACAUAUUUUGGAAUAAAUAAUAACAUCAACUCUUCACACUAUUCCCAUUUAUUGAGAUGCCUCAAAUGAGCAUUUUGGGGCAACGAUUUCAUAUUUUGUAGUAGUAAUAUGUAUUUUGUGUCCACAAUGGAAUUCCCCCAGCGCCCACGUGACGUGCGGGGCCGCAAACGUUUUCCACUUUUGAGCGUCCCCUCGCGGGAGCUCAUCCGCUCGCCGGCCAUCUCGAAAAUGAAAGCGGCGCCGUGUUGCCUGAAUGUAGCGUCGCGGCACUACUUUCCUUUUCCUGCCGUCGCGGUUCACUCGUUUGCGUCGUCCUCCGGGCCAAAACGCCAGCAAAUGCUCGACACGUUUUGCGAGAUGCGCCGCCACGGCGCGCGCCACUUCCUGUUAGCGUUCCACUCUUACGUUUGUUUGCCGUCGACUUUUUUUUUUUUUUUUUUUUUUUUUUCUGGCGGCGAAAGGGAAAUAAUGUGAGUCGAAAGCACUGGAGGCGAAAAUGCCGGAAUGUUUUUUUUUUUCUACACGAGCUGUUGUCUUAGCGUAAGCUGCAAAUGAUCACGUUUGGAUUUUCAGGGGCGCGUUUAUUUAAAACUUCCAACGUCUCAUUUAGUUUUGUGACGGAAAAAGAAAAAAACCCCUGCGAAUUCUGUCAACUGGAAUCUCGUUGGAUGUUUGCGAAGUUUCUGCGUGAAUGGCAAAGAUGUCCUCGCUUGGGUUCGGGAGGUGUGGCCAUCUCCCACCCAUUUCACCAUCUUUAGCCGGCGUGCGUCGUGCGAGAGAGAGAGAAAGCUUGCUGGCUCAUCGGUUGACUAAUGCUUGACUGAUUAGUCAGUUCUUGGUUCGGCCUGGUGGGUUAUUUAGUUGAUUGGUUGGUCGAUUAGACGGUUGGUUGGUUGCUUCAUUGGUUGGCUUAUUAUUAGUAGUAGUAGUAGUAUAGUCAUUGACUAAUGAACUAACCAACCAGUCAGCGAGUAUAUUGAUCAAAUCCGUUGGUCGGCAAGGAUUAAUCAACUAGUUGGUUGGCUAUUUGAUGAGUCAAUUGAUUGAUGGGUUGGUUUUUGAUCAGUGGAUUGAUUGCUUGGUUGGUUGGUUGGUUGGUUGACUGAAUGGUUGAUCUGUUGAUUGGCCGGUUGUUGGGUUGGUUACUUACUCAGUUGGUGGCUUCGUUAACCUAUUGAUUGGUUGGCUGUUUGCAAGGUAGGUUAAUCGGUAGGCUAAUAGUACAGUAAUUGGCUAAAGAAUUAACCAACCAAUUUGAUUCAUAGAUUGGCUGGCUGCUACAUUGGUUAGUGCGUCAGUCAACCGUUUCACUCAAUUAACCAACCAAUCAAUUGGCUAUUCAACUCACCAACAACCAGUUGAGUAAACCACUACUCAAUUGGCUAAAUAAGCAACCAAUCAAGUGACUAAUGAAUUGCCAAAGCGAGCACGUAAUGAAGUAAAUAAGCAAGCGAUGCAGCGAGCGAGCGGAAAAACCUUUCGAACCACAUCGGAAACGUCUUCGACUCCAAUGUGAGGACACUUUGGAAAAUGCAACUUUGGCCGGUUUCCACGGCGACCCGCGCGACGGCGAACGUACACCGAAACGAAGCUUGUCGCCGAAUAUUCCUUUUGAUCUUUUUCCAUUCCCGUUGCUGAACGCUUUGUUUGGAGUGCUUACGGGUCUUUUCGUUUUUAUUUGAAAUUGUUGUCGCUUUCCGGAUGCUGUCUGUCUGAUGUUUGCUGUAUUUAAGUUGUCAACACAAUAAAGACAAAAAAGUG